UCGGUAGCAGGUUUGGAUUGGAUGAGAGAUGGCGCCGUGCUGAAGCUUCAGGCAGGCGGUGGAGCUGGGGGUGCGAGGGGUAGUCUUACCCCGGAUCGAGAGAUCCACAGUUGCCAGGCCGCCCGAGGGACCUGCUCCAGCGAGAUCCGAACGUUUUUCAGACUGUGAAUGUGUCCGUGACUAAGGUGUCCAUGGCUGAAAACUGCAGAUCAUCACGCAAAAGCGUGAAAGAGAAGAUUAGUGGGGUAUCCAUUAAAUCAGAGAAUUCAUCGGAAGCUAGAUACGGGCAAUCAGAGAAAAAUCCUUCUGCCAUUGCCGCGAAGAAACCGAAGUCAAUACCAGGAGAGUCAGAAAAAGAUUCUGGAUUUUCAGACACCAGCUCUGAAUACCUGAGUACAGUGGAACACAGUGAGUCAGAGGAUCGGUCUGCACCUGCUGAGUUGAAUCCUACAGGGAAGUCGAAUGCAGCACAAAACUCAAUCCCAAGCCUGACUCCUUUCUACUUUGUGAAAAAUGUCCUUGUAAAAGAGCCUGUAGCCAUGCCGAGAGAGAACCAGCUACAGACCUGGGAAAACCAGUGUUCCUUUGCUUCCUCACCAGGCCAGACUCAAGUAGUCUUCAUCCGACAAACUUUGGCAUCUUCCUUGAAAGUUAAGAAUGCAGAUACAAAGACCGGAAUAGGGCAGGACACCUAUCUCCCGAUCUUAAACUCCUACCCUAGGAUUGCCCCACACCCAAACCAAGACCGACACCAUAAAGAGAACCAGGAGCAGACAGAUCACCAUGUGGCCCCGGACAAGUCUACUGAUCACAAGAGCAAACGCUUGUGUGUAGAUGAGAUAGGAGCCCAUCAAUUGGAAUCUUUGUCACCCCAAAAUGGACAAACUACACACACAGCACUGCUAGCAAACUUCCAGGGUCACUGGCAAAUUGAGAACUCUAAGCAGCAGCCGUGGUUUGGGACAACAGACACUUUAAAUCGGUUUGAUGUCUCAGUCUCUCCAUCACCAGUGCUGUCUCCAGAUCUCACCUCCCAAUCUGAAUGCUCGGAGUCUUCCUCCUCCUCCUCCAUGUUAUCCUGUGCUCCAAACACACAGUUGUCCGGUGUUGAGCCGAGAUCUACCCACAGCCUCGCCAAGCAGCGGCGCUUCCGUAACACAGUGGAGAUCCUGAACCGCUCUGGGCUCUUGGAGAUCACGCUGAGAACCAAAGAGCUGAUCCGCCAGAACAGCAACACCCAGCGGCAGAUCAGUGAGCUGAAGGAGCACGCUCGCCUCUUCUGCAGCGCGAUGAGGAGCAGGGACCCUACAGACAUACACCGGCUGCAGGAGGCCAUGAAACACUCUGGGGCAUACGGACCAGCAAUCAAAACAUCUCCCUCCUCUGCUUCUCCUUCCUCCACCUCCAGUCCCAGUUCAGCAGAAAGUCAAGCAACCUCCAACCAAGCACCACCACCAUAAUCUGGCUGGUGAGCCCCAGUCAUCGUUGAUGAAGAACGCUCUGUGGGACAGACCGCAAGAGCAGAGCUGAGGUAGGAGUUCAGACAGGUUCUUACUGUAUGGCAGAAUAGGCUUGAGUGGAGGGGGUGAAUUGCCAGGGUGACACAUGCUCAGUGGAGGCUUGGAACCAGCACCUGCUUCCCAUACCAAGGGUAUGUUGGCGUCUAUACGUUGACUUUCCACCACUUUUUGGUUUUCCCACCAUGUAAAGCUGACUGUGCUUUAGAAGUUCGUCAUUGGUUGUGAAGCUCUUUGGGGCAACAUGAAAAAGCAAGCUUUUUAUUUAGUUGCAUGAACAGAGAUGAACAAUCUCCAUUUAUAUUCCGGUCUUUGCAUGAGCAGUUCCUGAUGGAGUUCCAUACAACUUCUGGUGAGGGACAACUUAAUGCACUCUCAUUCUCAGCUUGCUGUAGUUCAGAGCUCUACAUUUUGUGUUAACCAACACACAGUCAAUCUGUAAGUUGGUUCAGUGCAUUCAAAUAAAUCAUCUGCUUCCAGUCCAAUAUUGAAGUUUUGCUAUGGAUGUUAAAAAUAUCAGCAAUCUGAAGAGCUGGGACUUUUUGCCAGUGUUGUGGAAACCUUCUCUCCUCUUCCCAUCAAUGGAUUGACUCCCAAUUUGUCUUGCUGCUGACUGUGGAACUUUGGACAUGGCAUGUUGUGUACAGUUCUGGUCACCAAAUUAUAGGAAAGAUGUCAACAAAAUAGAGAGAGUACGGAGGAGAUUUACUAGAAUGUUACCUGGGUUUCAGCACCUAUGUUACAGAGAAAGGUUGAACAAGUUAGGUCUUUAUUCUUUGGAGUGUAGAAAGUUGAGAGGGACUUGAUAGAGGUAUUUAAAAUUAUGAGGGGGCUAGAUAGAGUUGACAUGGAUAGGCUUUUUCCAUUGAGAGUAGGGGAGAUUCAAACAAGUGGACAUGAGUUGAGAGUUAGGGGGCAAAAGUUUAAGGGUAACACAAGGGGGAAUUUCUUUUCUCAAAGAGUGGUAGCUGUGUGGAACGAGCUUCCAGUAGAAGUGGUAGAGGCAGGUUCAAUAUUGUCAUUUAAAGUAAAAUUGGAUAGGCAUAUGGACAGGAAAGGAAUGGAGGGUUGUGGGCUGAGUGCAGGUCAGUGGUACUAGGUGAGAGUAAGAGUUCGGCACGAUCUGGAAGGGCCGAGAUGGCCUGUUUCCGUGCUGUAAUUGUUAUAUGGUUAUGGUUAUAUGUUUAUAAUACUUAGCAAAAUUUCAUCAGUGAGACAUUUCCAUCCAAAAUGAUGAACCACUGAGAUUGAUGCAGAACUUCAGACCAUGCCUCCAUCAAUGUAUUGGCCAUCAACAGCAAAUUCAUCUGUUGGAUCAUCCUGUCCCUUUCAACCGUGAGUAAGGAUACCUGCAGUUUUUUGGGAAGUUACCAUCACAGUUUCCCUGCAGCCCAUGGGGGUGGUUUAUUUCUGUACCAGGGUGUCUGUGGAUUUUGGGUUAGUAGGAAAUUAACGGUCACUGAAAACCCUGAAUCAGGCUGCAUCCACCUGCCAGAGAAGGGAAUCAGAAACCUAUCCAUAUUCCCUUUCUCUCCACUACUACUCUACCUAAAGCAGCGUUUUCUACACCUAAUCCCAACUUUCAGGGUCAGAACUCAGAAAAUUACAAUGUAAGCAAAUUGUCCCCAAUCCUAGGGAUUGCCCAAGAAGAAAGAGGAUUUAUUUUCCCUUACUCAGGGAGACUCAGUCACAGAGUGACCAAGAGCAGUUUGUCCCCAGUGAAAUCUGUGAUAGGUUAAAUUAUUAAUACAAAGCUGAGGUACAGUAUUAAUGGAACAUUGACUCAGCUAAUUGAGCAGACUUUGUUGGGGAGGAAAUUGUCAGACCUACUGCCAAGAUUGUACACCAAUCUUUUCCACUUCAGAUUCAAGGUAGCACAGCAGGCUGUGAUGCUCUUGCAAGGAUAGCUCACUGCUGUAUUGGUUCAUGGUUGGGAGAGCCUCUGUGGGACAGAGUAGAUGGAAGUACACAUUUGAGUAAUGGGUGGGUAGUUAUCAUUAUCUGCAGCAGGCAGAGUUUCCAUGGCAUUGGCUGCUUGGGGAAGAUAUUGCAGGGAAUAUCAAGACCUUGCUGUGAUUGUUCCGUACCCACACCCCCUUUAAAAAUACAAGGCAGAGACCAUGUUUAAGCGGUUUUCCAUUUGUCUGUAACAUGGUGAGAAGGUACACUGGCAAUCUUCCUAACACACAUGCAGGCAGAGGAAAGAUGUCAAGAAAAUGGGUAAAGCAUUGAAGGAUUUGCUCUGCAGUGGAGGGAACCCCAGUAUGUGGGGGGAGGUGGAGCGCCCUGUGUGCAGGAGGUAUGGCUGCCAUUGGGUGAGUUGAAAGGGGAGCCAGCGCAGAAGGGUUGGAAGAAUGCGGUUGUUCCAGGAUAUGAUUGGAGGAAGAAGGGUUAGUGGAACUCAGAAGGACCACUGAGGUAUCGCAAAGAUGAGAUCUUAAGUGUUAGCAACUGAAACAAUGAAGCACUGAUCCCCAGCUGUGUCCUGCUUGAUCAGGCACACAGAGACAGUCCUGUGGGACUUGCUCUUCCUUUGAGAAGUACCACAAUUCAAAUCAUCUACAAAAAAAAUUGCUGCAGGAACUCAGUAGGUCAAGCAGCACCUGGGGGUUGGGGGUGGAAUUAUCAAUGUUUUGAGUAGAGACCCUACAUCAGGAUUGCACGAUCCACCAGUUCCUGCAGCAUUCAUUUGCUCCAUAUACCAGUAGCUGCAGUUUCCUGGGCCUCUGAUCAAGUGGUUGAUUCAUUUCAUUGCUGUUUGAAAAUACUUGUCCUUUUUAAAGUAAUUCACUCUCAUGGACCUAGCGAUGUGAUAGAGUGCGAGUUUUUGCUUGAAGUCUUUUCCUCAUCUACAUGUUUGGAGUCCUUUGGCACUGGGAUGGACGUAUUAACAGAUUUGCCAGAGUAAGCCCUGGAGGAAGGAUUGGAACAAAGUAACACACAAAAUCGUGGAGGAACUCAGCAGGUUAGGCAGCAUCUAUGAAGAGGAAUAAAGAGAUGAAGUUUUGGGUAUGACCCUUCACCAGAAAUGGAAAGGAAGGGUAAAGAAG
Messenger RNA from Hypanus sabinus (Atlantic stingray), 4567 nucleotides. Its product is annotated as CLOCK-interacting pacemaker-like. The transcript has 4 exons. The record is from RefSeq and is a predicted model, not a curated record. The coding region runs from base 192 to 1460 and encodes 422 amino acids. Lineage: Eukaryota; Metazoa; Chordata; Chondrichthyes; Myliobatiformes; Dasyatidae. Gene Ontology annotation, cellular component: nucleus. Gene Ontology annotation, biological process: negative regulation of DNA-templated transcription; negative regulation of circadian rhythm.